GCGGCGACGCUAGCAGCACUAAUGGCUUCAUGGUAUUUCUAAAAAGCUUCGCCUUCCAUCCUGAACCCAUAAUCUAACUUUAUCCAACUUCAUCACUACGUCUCUAUCCUCGAACGAUAUCGAUAGCACAAGAUGGCGUGGCGUAACCAAGGCACAACAGGCUCAAACAACAUUCCUUUGGGAACCAAACGACGCUUUGGAGAUGACAAUAGUCCGUCAGGUGGCAAUCACGGGGACUAUAACCAGCCGCCUUCGUCAGGCCAUGGCGAUGGCUACAGGCGUGGCCGUAGCCCGGAAAGACGCCCUGAGCCAAAUAAUGAUGCAGGCAAACCGGUCCGCAAGAAGAGAAACCGCUGGGGCGAUGCAACCGACAACAAAGCUGCAGGUCUGAUGGGGCUUCCGACCGCCAUCAUGGCGAAUAUGACCAGCGAGCAGCUUGAAGCAUAUACGCUCCAUCUUCGAAUUGAGGAGAUUAGCCAAAAGCUCAGAAUCGAUGAUGUCGUGCCAGCCGACGGCGACAGAUCACCGUCUCCAGCACCACAAUACGACAACUUCGGUCGCCGUGUUAAUACCCGCGAGUACAGAUACAGAAAGAAGCUGGAGGACGAGCGCCAUAAGCUGAUCGAGAAGGCCAUGAAGGUCAUUCCUAACUACCAUCCGCCACAGGACUAUCGCCGCCCAACUAAGACACAGGAAAAGGUCUAUGUGCCAGUCAAUGAUUAUCCAGAGAUUAAUUUCAUUGGCUUACUUAUCGGCCCUCGUGGAAACACGUUGAAAAAGAUGGAGACUGAAUCGCAGGCUAAAAUCGCCAUCCGUGGCAAAGGAUCCGUGAAGGAAGGAAAAGGCCGUUCGGACGCCGCCCACACCAGCAACCAGGAGGAGGAUCUCCAUUGUUUAAUCAUGGCAGACACCGAAGAGAAGGUGAACAAGGCCAAGAAGCUGAUUCACAACGUCAUUGAAACUGCCGCAUCUAUUCCGGAAGGCCAAAACGAGCUUAAGCGCAACCAACUGCGUGAGCUUGCGGCCCUUAACGGUACGCUCCGUGACGACGAGAACCAAGCUUGCCAGAACUGUGGUCAGAUCGGCCACAGGAAGUACGACUGCCCUGAGCAGCGCAACUUCACUGCAAACAUCAUCUGCCGAGUCUGUGGCAACGCUGGUCACAUGGCCAGAGACUGCCCGGACAGACAGCGUGGCGCAGAUUGGCGCAACGGGCCUCCUGCCCCUGGAGGAGGCCCUGGCGGAUUUGCUGGCCGUCCUGCAGCUGGCCGAAUUGGCGCUGGCGAUGCAGUUGAUCGUGAAUACGAGCAACUUAUGCAAGAAUUAUCUGGUGGUGCUCCUGCACCGAAUGGCGAAGCACCCCAACGUAUCGAAGCUGGCCCAGGUAGUUAUGACCAAGGACCUCCUGCUGAUGCCGGCGAUGUCAAGCCAUGGCAGCGUGGCCCGACUGGUGCUGCCGCCCCAUGGCAACAGCGGGGCCGCGGCGGCGAUGAUUACAACUCGCGUGACCAGGCACCUAGCGGCGGUGCGGCCCCAUGGGCUCGGGAUCGUGGCGGACGCUCUGAUGACAGAGACCGCCGCGGUGGUGGUGACUACUAUGGUGGCCAUCAUGACAACAGCUACGGCGCCCCGCCGCCACCACCACCUGGUGGUGCUGCUCCUUGGCAGUCGGCUCCCCCACCUCCUGCUGCUGGCCCAGGCUACGGCGGAUACGGUGGCUACGCAGCACCAGGACACGGCUCUGGUUACCCUCCUCAGCAAGCAAUGGGUGCUCCUCCUGGGCUUGGCUCUUCAGGUGGUGCUCCACCACCACCAGGCGCUCCUCCUGGACUUAACGCUCUCUUAGCGCAAUAUGGUGGAAGCCCUCCUCCACCUCCUCCGUCUGGAAGCGCGCCACCCCCACCUCCUCCUGGUUCUGCUCCUCCGCCUCCUCCACCAAGCGAUCAACCACCGCCACCACCACCAAGCUAUUAGACUACAGACUAGUAGCUUGCGGGACAAAGGGACGACUAACACGUCGCAUAGGUGAUUAACACUGACAGAAAGACUGAUUCUAACUGAUGCAGCUCUGGCUUUAAGAGUUCAAUGGAUAUUUUUGUUUCGCGUUGUUUCUAAAUUAGUAGUAAUUCGAAUUCAACGUUGUAUUUUUAUUUCUCGAAAUAGCUCGAUUUGCAGCUAAAUAUAAGCA
Pseudogymnoascus verrucosus is the source of this 2188-nucleotide messenger RNA. It is a transcript of the gene BBP1, whose product is annotated as Branchpoint-bridging protein. Bases 133 to 1974 code for a protein of 613 amino acids. Gene Ontology annotation, biological process: regulation of mRNA splicing, via spliceosome. NCBI's taxonomy places the organism in Eukaryota, Fungi, Ascomycota, Leotiomycetes, Thelebolales, Thelebolaceae. The record is from RefSeq and is a predicted model, not a curated record. Gene Ontology annotation, molecular function: zinc ion binding; mRNA binding. Gene Ontology annotation, cellular component: nucleus. The transcript is spliced from 6 exons.